UAGUGAUUUUCAAGUUAAUCGAUAAUUCCUUGCGCACAUCUCUAUCACAAUAUAUAUUACGGCUUUAAAGUGCACUGGUUGAAAAAUGAUUGGGAAUAUGAAAACUUUUCGGAAUAUUUUGGCAACUGGAAGAGCAAUUCAAUCUCUAAAAUGCAACACACAAGUUAUUAAUAGAAAAAGUCAUGCUGUUUCCUAUCGGAGUGCUCCUCCACCUCAUUCCAAAGCAACUAAAAUUGGAGCGGUUGUAGUCGGCGGGACUAUGUGGUGGUGGGUUAUUUGGCAUCUGUGGCAUGAACCAGAUCAUAUUACUGGGGAGUUUGAUUACCCGGAUGCUGCAAAAUGGACAAACAUUCAAUUGGGUAUCCCUCGCGAUGUGUGAAGUAGGGUAUAAUUGAAUUCAAUAAGUAGCAAUAAAAACUAUAGAUUGAGCUUAAAAUAACGUCUGCGGCAAUCCAAUUGUAGUAUUUGUUUCCCCUCAAACAAAAAUGAGAACUUUUUGAAGUGUUUGUUUAGAACGGCAAGAUUCACUGCCCUUCAUUUUUUUUCUUUUAUACAAUAAUAAUCAAGUUAAAAUUACACACAAGAAAUUUCCAUGAAUUUGAAA
This is a messenger RNA of Drosophila nasuta, 604 nucleotides long. RefSeq names its product NADH dehydrogenase [ubiquinone] 1 beta subcomplex subunit 2, mitochondrial-like. Gene Ontology annotation, cellular component: mitochondrial inner membrane; respiratory chain complex I. The record is from RefSeq and is a predicted model, not a curated record. NCBI's taxonomy places the organism in Eukaryota, Metazoa, Arthropoda, Insecta, Diptera, Drosophilidae. Gene Ontology annotation, biological process: mitochondrial respiratory chain complex I assembly. The transcript is spliced from 3 exons. Bases 86 to 379 code for a protein of 97 amino acids.